Molecule: messenger RNA, 1350 nt
Organism: Truncatella angustata
Lineage: Eukaryota; Fungi; Ascomycota; Sordariomycetes; Amphisphaeriales; Sporocadaceae
Exons: 1
Coding region: 1-1350 (449 amino acids)
Cellular component (GO): mitochondrion
Source: RefSeq, a predicted model, not a curated record
AUGUCGAACCCCCCUUUACUCUUCCUAUACCAAACUCGAACCAUCCUUCGAAGCCGCCAUCUCCCUUCUGUGUCCCGGGCCUUGCAUGCGACACCAUCCCGUCGGCGGAGAGGCGACAAUGAUAUUCCCUUUGCAAGCGGCCGCCCGGGCGACGAUGUGCAUGUGCCUUUAGUCGAAGAAACCAAAGGCACCAUCACACCUACAGAACGACAGACCUUUGAUCGCAUCUUUACUGAUAUCGCAAAUCGAGGCCUAAAGCCGAGACUACAAGCAGACGGCCAGCCGCCCGGCGAAGUUACAAGACGAGCCACCAAUCUGAUUCUGGAAGCUGCCACAGUUGAUGCUACCGGCGAAGGAAUUUAUGGAAAAGCAAUCUCUGCACCUCAAUUUGCCGUCGCUGCCAAAGACAAGGAAAAGGCCCUUCUGAGAUUCCCUCCAUCCUUGCGAGCCGCCGCCAGUCGAGCUUUCGAGCUACUCAACCCCGAUCACUCAACCACCUACUCAUCCAGAGACGGCAGCAAAUCAGCCAAGAAGGGAUCCGACAACGCCGAGGCGGAAUGGCAGACACCUCAGAACACUUUCUUGCGCAUGGUUGAGGUGGACUCCAAGAGACUUCCUGAACAAAAUCGUGUCGAGGCUCUGAUGGCCAUGGCCAAGAGUGAUUUUGAACUUUGGGACGUCAUGGAGAAGGAGGUGUUCUCGUACCCGGAAAGGCUUGGCUUGCGAAAUGGAACCAUCCAACAAACAUCUGGCAGCAAAACAAAGGGAAGGAAUGCCAGGAACCGCCAGUCUCGAGCACAGCUCGCAACCCAGCUAUCUCGGGAGGAUGGGGCUUCUUCAGAGAGCACUACAGACGCAUUGAGGGGGGACCCAAAGCUAAACCUCUACAUCUACGGCCCGUUAUACCCAUCGUUCCUGUUGUUUGGUCUUCGACGCCUCGAUAAUGCCUUUGCCACACCAUCGCCACUGGCCCUAUCAGUCCUACCUCGAAUUAAGGAGCUUGGCCUGGAAUCCUUCGUCUUGGGCGUCUCGACCCCAUUCUACAAUGAGCUUCUGGACAUUCAAUAUGGUAGGUACGGCGACAUCUCCAGUAUGAUGGAUCUCUUGGAAGAGAUGAGCCAUUCUGGGCUGUACUUUGACGAAGGCACGGCCUCCGUCCUGAACAAGGCCUACAACCAGACUCAGGACCUAUCAACUGGCAGUCAUGGUCUUUUCGCCAAAGCACUCAUGACCAUGCCUGCAUACGAGCAAUCCGUGCGAAAUCGCAUAAGAUACUGGCACAGUAAGAUCGAUGUCUCCAUCGAACAGAGAGAUGCCGACAUUGAUUAUACGCGACUACAACAACAGUAG